Messenger RNA from Malaya genurostris, 4581 nucleotides. RefSeq lists its product as uncharacterized. The record is from RefSeq and is a predicted model, not a curated record. The transcript is spliced from 2 exons. The coding region runs from base 330 to 4112 and encodes 1260 amino acids. Lineage: Eukaryota; Metazoa; Arthropoda; Insecta; Diptera; Culicidae.
GUGCGUAGUCUUUGAACUUUUAUAAUUUCUAUGUUGAUUGUCUGUGAACUUUGCUGCCAAUAUUUUGGUUCUGUUGAUUAAAACUAUUUGUUUUCGAAAAUUAAACCUCUUAAAAGACAAUCAAUACUUCAUUCCAUAGGAACACGUUGUGUAGUUUAGUGCGAAAAUAGCAGAUAUGCCCGUAACUUCGGUAAUCAAACAAAGCGAAAUCAGCCUUAUGUAAAACGGUAACACUCCACACAAGCACCCCAGAGGACUGGGGUUGUUAUUAUAAUACAUCAAACAAAUGUCAUUUUGCGGAGAACAACUGUAGCUCAAAAACUAUCAAAAUGGCCACGUCAGUUUAUGCAACUCCACCUCCCGAUUUCAGUGGCGAAGAAGCUACGCUCAGUGACAUCUCCAACUCGUCGCAAACGAAUAGUUCCAACAAUUCAGCAAUGAAAGCUUCGAAACGGUCACUGUCCUCUGCUUUCCUGAAUUCACCACACGCCAUCAACACUAUCACGCAGCUGAGCUCGGACAGUUUACCGGAUUUGUCGAAGAAACGGCGGAAACAAUCGAUGCCCAGUCGGAUAUCAGCCAAUGGACAAGAAAGCAGUAUUACUGUGGACGCCGGUGAUCACGGUGAUCACGAGAGCGAAAAGAAUGAAACAGAAAAAUCAGAGACUUAUGCGAUCGAAACGAUUGCCAACGCGUUUGCAGAGCAGCAAAACAACUUCCAGAAGAUAUUUCUUUCCAACCUUAGUCAAUUACAGAAGCAGCACCUUCUCCAGCAACAUUUGAAUGAGCCGGAUGAUGUUGCAAGUGAAGAGCAACUUCUAAAGGGCACAAACCCUAUAAUUUCUUUAAAAACCAGGGAAAGUUUGCUCAGUACAUCUACUGCAUUGGGAGACCACGAAAGUAUGAAAAUGGAAUCUAAAAAUUCAAAAAGUGGUGAUGAUUUACAAGUAAAAGUGAACGGCAGUGGAGAAACCAGUUUUGACCGCAAUGAGAACGAAAUAGUGGAACGAACGAAUAACGGUAAUGUUGAUUCCUUGAAUCAUACCGAGGAAGUGCGAAUGGAAUUAUCAAAUGAUUGCCAAUUGGAAGAACAAUCAAAUCGUGGAUUUACAUUCAAAAAGGAAAUACUACAAAACACGGAAUGGGACGGUGAAAUUCGCAGUUCGCUGAUGCCGAAUGACUUCAAAUCGGAUGAUUGGCUGCCAAUUCCUGGAUUGCCGUUUCCGUUUUCACCGGAGGCAGCAGCAUCUCUCUCUGCUUCCGGAUAUCUUCCACAGAUGCCCCUACUAGGCAUGUCGUCCGUGUCAUCUUUCGGAUCGAGCGAAAAUGCAAAUCGUACCAAUGUACCACCGUUAAGAAUUUUCAAUCCUGAGGCGUACUGUGGUCUUUGUAAUAAGGAAUUCUGCAACAAGUACUUCCUGAAAACGCACAAGGCCAACAAGCAUGGAAUCUACGAACCGCAGAGCGGUACCAAUGAAAACAUUCCCAACAUUGGUUCAUUUAAUCCGCUUCAUCAGUUUUCACAAGUAUUCCAACUACAGCAACAACAAGCAGCUCUUCAGGAGCAGCAGGAUAAAUCAAGUCAUCAAAAUCAUAACCAAAAUGCGGAGUCCAACACACAACAGCCGUCGCAAUUGCACCAAUCAAAUACCCCAAAACUGCCAAUGAACCAGAUUCAACCAACAGUGUUUUGUGACAUUUGCUUCAAAAAGUUUAGCAGCCUCAGUGCAAUGCGUAAACACAGAAGCAAAGCUCAUGAUAUGUCAUCGAAUCAACAGCAUCAACAACAGCCGUCACAAUUGCAGCAUCAACCGACUCAACCGAUUGCCGAUCCAAAAUCGGAAACGGAACCAACAUCUAAUCACGAGCAAACGACGCCAAGUUUAGCACCGUUGCGACUCCCCGACGGAUUCCGUGAAGAUUACACCAUUGAACAGGAAGAUGCAUCUUUCACGCCGCAACCACGUAAACUAUCUCCCCUUUCGAUUCAGGCUGCUCGUGAGGCCAACUUUUCUGUAGAUAAACUAAAACGUCUUGGUGUGAUCAAUCCGGAUGCAUUUUGUGAAAUAUGUUGCAAAGAAUAUUGUAAUAAGUAUUUUCUGCGAACUCAUAAAUUGAAACGUCAUGGAAUCUUUCCACCGUUGGAUGACAUCAAAGAGGAGCGCAAUCCGUGGAGUUUCGUUCAGACCAGUCCACUUAAUCUGAUAGUUGGUAGUAAUGAUGCUCCUGGGCUUCCGCCUCCAUUGAAAAAACUAACCGGGAAUGUUGAGAAUAGUCUGGACAAAUUAGAAAUACUGAAAGACGGCGGUCAGAAUGAAGCUACAGACGAAGAUCAGAAUCAUCGAGAUGAGCCGGAUGAAAAGCAGAGGGACUCGAGCGCAGAACAAGAUGCAGAAGCUAUCAGCGUAGACCUGCAGAAGCUGCAGUCGAUGAUAAUGCAAUUGAAUGAUUUGAACAAUCAACGAAAAAUGACGUGCGGUGUUUGUGGUAAGGAGGUUGAAAAUCAGUACUUAUUACAUGCCCACAUGAUUCAGGAGCACAAUAAUAUGAAUGAGAACAAUAAUGGAGGAAAAUCACCUCCGGAAAUCGCCCUCAUACCAACGUCGCCUAAUGAGUAUGAAAUGUGUAAGCAAUGUGACAAAGAGUUUUCGAAUGCAUACAUGCUGAAGCAGCACUUGAUGGAGGUUCACGGAAUCGAAAAUGGGAGUCUGAAGCGGGAAGGUUUUAUCACACCGGAUCGUCCGACCACCACUCCUACAUUGAAUAUGCCACCGGGGCCGAGUUAUAUUGAUAGGAAGCCAGCUUUCUCAAUGACUCCUACGAGCAGUUAUUGUGAGAUAUGUAACAAAGAGUUAUGUAACAAAUAUUUCAUGAAAACUCACAUGCAAAGAAUGCAUGGAAUCGAAAUCGAGAAUGGGGCGCAGAUUGGUGGUGUCGUAUGCAACAUUUGCAAUAAAGAGUUAUGCAGUAAGUACUUCCUUCGUGUGCACAAGCACAAUACGCAUGGCAUCAUUGAAGAAGGAUCUCCUUUGCCCCAACCCCGAAGCAAUGGUGAACCGACAAGUGUAAAAUCUGAAGGUCCAUUUCCUUCAGAUAGUUUGUUGAAACCAGGAGAAAUCUCCAAUGCUAGUAACCGGUAUUAUUCACACUUUACCGAGGUAUGCCCGUUGUGUAGUAGAAGAUUUAGAAGCGCUAAAUGGCUUCGUGCUCAUCUCUUAAGUGAUCAUGGUGCGGUGGGUGUGGAUAAACUUCGAGAAAUCGAGCAUAAAUUGGGUAGUGGAAGUAAGUCCACUAGCCCAUCCUUGAAGAUACCCAAUGGAGUGCUACAAGUAGGCAAUGAGCAAAAAUUCAAUCCGAAAUCUAAUUUUGGAUUCCAAUCCCCGGAUGCAAAAUUUCUCGUGAAAAAUCCAUUCACCGGUUUGUUUGGAGUGGAUCCUACAAAUUCCAACGUCGGUCCAAAAGGUUACCAGUGCUCGUAUUGCCCAUUUGCAACUCCGUUACUUCCAUUGCUCUUCAUCCAUGAAAGAACCCAUACAAGUUUAAGUAUUGUACAACAGCAGCUACUGCAGGAGGAAGAAAAAGAACAGAUUGACGAAUCUGCAGGGCAGUCACUAGUCAUCAAAUCAGAGUCGGCAGUAUCAUUGGCAAAGGAAGCCAGUAGUCACUCCAUUCCAACGUCAAUCCCGUCGAGCGAAACUCCUUCGUUGACACCAGCUUCUACACCUGUACCGUCAUCAUCGCAAGAACCGAUGAAUUUGCAGCCGUUACUUCAACCACAAGCAUCGUUAGCACAGCAACCUUUCGAGCGUGAUACUGUAACUGCUCCACCACAGGAUUCCCCGAAGUCUACAACACCCCGACCUGAACAACAAAACGGUUUGCUCUCGGAGAUGGCGAACUUUACUCAACGACCAGCCAUAUAUGCUUUGCCGCAACAAAGUGGACCUUUACUGAUGCAGUCUUUUUUGCUCGAGGAGUCGGCUGCAGCGAUCCCGAAGAAUCCAGAUGACCAGCCACCUGCAAACAGGUUUGUACCAGCUGUUGUUUUCCUACCUGUUAAAGAGCGUAUCCUCUCUCCGAUGACAAUAUCGUUCACGCUGAGUCCUGCCUAGUGAAAGGGUUUACAAACCAGGACUGCGGCAUGAAUGGUUUUUGUUCCUUCGGAUUCUAUUCAUCUGUCGCCGAAGGGAACCGAGAUGCAUCUGCAGGAGCAAGCUCUCGGUUCUAAAAUAAAUCCGUAGCAAAGUAAAAUGAAUAAAAUGAAGAAUCCGCAAAUACGUACCCAUUAAUCCGAGAUGGUAGUGAAUACCCGGAGCAAAAAGUAAAUCACAUUUAUUCUAUUUGGAAGAAGCAAAGAGAGAAAAUCAAAAUGUAUAAAUAUUUGAUCAACAUAGAUGUAUCGUUGUGUAGUGUCUAUUGCAAAAUAAGUAAGAGAGAGAGACAGAUAGUGCAAAUAUGUCGAGAGCAGGUAAAACCUUGACGGUGCAGCAGUUGCAAAAUUGACGCGAAGUAAGCAAAGAAACAUAGAACAUACCGGGGCGAGUUUCAGCAAAAUGCCGUGCCGUAGAAAGAAGAAAUUAG